Molecule: messenger RNA, 1155 nt
Organism: Amoebophrya sp. A25
Lineage: Eukaryota; Dinophyceae; Syndiniales; Amoebophryaceae
Source: the annotation of a GenBank genome assembly
CAAAACUGUUCGCACGGAGGAGGAGGACGGGGCAGAGACCAGACGCCGGGUAGAGUCCGUGGAGGAAGUAGCAGAUGAGGCCGCAGCCCAAGCCGACACAGAGUAAACUCUGUUAAGUCCCGACACGGUUCUGAAGGAGGUGAUGAAGAGUCAUUGUCCCCAAGUGGGGCUGACAGCGACAGCGCAGCUAGAGUAUAUUUACACUUUGAAACCAAAGAGCUCCUUCCUUUCCCAAAACAGCUACCAUCUUAUGCGCAUGGAAAUUAGCAACACCAGAUGGGGGAUGUUAAAGGAGCGCCCUACCAUCGCCCGGGCUAGUUUCAAUGCACUCACUAGUAGUUAAUUUGAAUGACUGAGCACUUCUGUUUGAAGAGUUUCCUUGAUGCUGAGUAGGUAAAUAAAAGCAAGGACUUCCCUCCUUCGCCUGGCACCAACUGAAGCAUUGCGUUUAGCCGUAGAAUUUUCGUUGAAUGUUAUUGAACAUUCAACGCCGGGGGAGCUAAAUGCCUUGCGACAUCCGGGCCAAGGAAGUCCGUACUUGAGUAAAAGAAAAGAACUAGCAAAAAGCUACAGCUUCUCUCUCUUCCAAUCACUCAACCACUCACACCGCUACCACCUAACUAAUCAUCAAGAGAACCGUAAUUAAAAUUUUUUUUCUCAAAUCAACUAACCCAAAAACAAACUUCCUCGGAUGGAGGGAGCUUCGUGCUAGUUGAGACAGCACAGGUAGCCCAGUCAGGGGCGAAGACGAAAGUGAGUAAGUAUGUGAUCGGGGGGGUGAAGUCGGUCAGCAACUUAGCUAGACACCUUCGCGCAAGACCUAAGACAGCGGACGCAGACCUGUCUGUCGAAGCGAUUGUCGAUAGCGGGGCUGAGACUCACUGUUCGCCGUACUUAUCUCAUUUCGAGCGCCUGGGAGCUAGGUGCAAGCUAUACACAGCCUCGGGUGAAGAGAUCCCUGGAACAGCGAGGGAGGGCAUCUUCAGAGGCAGUUCUCUUCGUGAGCUACGCCAUGGCGUGCAUCAGCCGGCGCUGAGUAGUGUGUAUUUAUCUGUUGGCAACUUGCAGAAGGCAGGCGUCCUAACUUCUUUCCCACCUCCGGGCGGAGUCCGGUUAGAAGGGCCGAGGGGUGACGUAAGCCAAGGCGUAGGUCGG